This is a messenger RNA of Nerophis lumbriciformis (worm pipefish), 1357 nucleotides long. It is a transcript of the gene boka, whose product is annotated as BCL2 family apoptosis regulator BOK a. The record is from RefSeq and is a predicted model, not a curated record. Gene Ontology annotation, molecular function: BH domain binding. NCBI's taxonomy places the organism in Eukaryota, Metazoa, Chordata, Actinopteri, Syngnathiformes, Syngnathidae. Gene Ontology annotation, biological process: extrinsic apoptotic signaling pathway in absence of ligand; regulation of apoptotic process; intrinsic apoptotic signaling pathway in response to DNA damage. Gene Ontology annotation, cellular component: mitochondrial outer membrane.
GAGUGAAGGGGCGGGGCUUAUCGCCAUUCAAUAGUCCUUACAAGGAAAGUAAACUUUUUUUCUUCUUUCUCUUCUUUGUGGACGCAAUUAAGUGAUUCUUCCGACAUUUUACCGUGCAUGUUUGUUUAUUAAUUAACAUACAUCUCGUCAUCAUCGGGCCAUUUCAUCGCUGUUGUUAAUAAAGUUGGCGGAUUCAAAUUGUUCCAAUCCGGGACCUCCAACCUUCCCGGAAGCGGGAGAGCGACGUGAGCGCGCUGCGGUGGCCGCCUCAGAGGCAGCGGGAGGCGGCGAGCUGAGCGGCCGGUGAGGCGGAGGAAGUCAUGGAGACGCUUCGCCGCGCCUCGGUGUUCGCCGCCGAAGUGUACGACCGCUCGCCCACCGACAAGGAGCUGGUGUCGCAGGCCAGGGCGCUCUGCCGGGACUACAUCCAGUCCAGGCUGAGCCGGGCGGGGGUCGGAUGGUCCAAGCCCCGGCCCACCAAGCCUGCUUCUUCUUGGGGGACGGAGGAGGAGGUCUCGGCGGUGCUCCUGUGGCUAGGUGAGGAGCUGGAGUACAUGCGCCCCAACGUCUACCGCAACGUGGCGCGGCAACUCAACAUCAAUGUGGAGUCGGAGAGCGCCGUGUCGGACGCCUUCCUGGCGGUGGCGGCUGACAUCUUUUCCACAGGCGUGACGUGGGGGAAGGUGGUGUCCUUGUACGCCGUGGCCGGAGCGCUGGCGGUGGACUGUGUUCGCGAGGGCCACCUGGCCAUGGUCCACACCAUCGUGGACUGCAUGGGGGAGUUUGUCCGCAAGAAUCUCACCACCUGGUUGAAGCCACGCGGCGGAUGGGCAGACCUGACUAAGUGCGUGGUGAACGCCAACGCCGGCCUCCGCUCCCACUGGCUGGUUUCGUCGCUGUGCACCCUGAAACACUACGUCACGGCCCUGGUCUUGUACCUCCUCAGGGAGAAGUGAGAGGCCAUCUUUGGAUGGUGUUUACACUUAUUUGCACUGAGCCCUCAUUACGGCACGCACACUUCUCCUUGCUUCCGGGCUCUGGUUUCUAUUUAUUGUCAAUUGUAGGAAUAUGCCACACCACUUUUUAAAAGGUCUACAUUUGUGUUGGAUUUCUUAUGUUUGCAACAGCUCUUCACCAACUGCCUAUUUUGCUGCUUCACCUCGUCGUCACGUUGGAUUGUUUGGUAAGAAUGAAAGGGUGUGGUCUUCCCGUGCUUGUGUCUAAAAUUGCUAUAUGCAAGAUGUCUGAGUAGACUUUAUUUUAUUGCACAAUAUCACCUUUGACUUGUCAUGUAGCACCAACAGUCUGCACAUUUGUAAAUGUUUAUUAAUAGUCUUGAAUAAAAGCUGGGGUGUUA